Messenger RNA from Schizosaccharomyces octosporus yFS286, 1219 nucleotides. Its product is annotated as serpine1 like protein. Gene Ontology annotation, molecular function: RNA binding. NCBI's taxonomy places the organism in Eukaryota, Fungi, Ascomycota, Schizosaccharomycetes, Schizosaccharomycetales, Schizosaccharomycetaceae. Gene Ontology annotation, cellular component: cytoplasm; nucleus. The record is from RefSeq and is a predicted model, not a curated record. The transcript has 2 exons. Bases 38 to 901 code for a protein of 287 amino acids.
UGUAACACAACACACGAAUAAACUCUACAGCUUCCAAAUGUCUGUUGCAUCCAAGAACCUCUUUGACCUCCUCGGAGAGGAGACUCCCGCAGCAAACGCUGACAAGAAACCCAGCAACCGUGAGAAGAAGGAAUCUUCUUCUCCUAUGCCUCGUGAAUUGGUUGCUCAAAACAAUUCCUCCAAGAAGCGUGAUCCUAACCAACCUACCCCUCGUGAACGUACCGUUGCUAAGAAGGCCGAUCAACCUCGUAGACCCCGUCGUCAACCUCAAGGUAAUGAAGCUUUCAUCCGUGAAGGUAGAGAGGCUCGUUCUAACAACUUGAGCCACCCUGUGGACUCUGCUGGUGCUCCUACUGCUCGUCGUCCUCGUCGUGGCCGUGAGAACGACCGCCGUAGCCAAACCGGUGUUGUUGAUACCACCAAGCAAGUCAACCGUGGUUGGGGUGAUGCUAUUCAAUCCGAACAAACCGCUGAUGUUGCUGAAGAUGAGGGUAACACCCCCUCUGGUGCUAACACCCCCGUUCUUAACGAGGAAGAGUCUGUCAAGACCCUUGAUGAAUUCCUUGCUAGCCGCAAGUCUACUGCCAAGCCCGUUGGCCGUAAGGUUGAGAGUAUUGACAACGCUAAGCCCCUUGAAAAGGGUGAGCCUGAAGACCUUUUUGCCUCUGUUAAGAAGAACACUUCUAAGAAGAACAACACCGCCAAGGAAUCUAAGCCCAAGAAGGUUGUCCUUGACAUUGAGCAAACCUUCACUACUCGUCCCGCUCGUGGUGGUGGUAAUGCUCGUGGUGGCCGUGGUGGUUCUCGUCGCGGUAACAACUCUGCCCCCAGAAACCAAACUUCCGCUCAAGCUCAAGCUCCUCCUACCCUUUCUGAAACCGACUUCCCUGCUCUUGCUUAAAUGAUUUGAGCCGGUAUGAGAGCAGCACCGUUGCAACAUGGAGCGUUUUAUUGGUCUUGGAUGAUUUUUGUUGUCAAGCGCAUUCAGAAAGGUUAAUGUAUCUUACAACCCUUUUUUUGUCUUUUCAUUUGAGUACAUAUCACUGGUUUUGUAGACUCGGCAAUGGUUUUCGUUUUGUACCUUCAUGUUGAUUAUAAAAUAUGCACGGAAAUUUUUUGUUGUGUGUCUUUUUUCUGCUGAAUGAAUAGACAAGGUCUUGACCAUGUCUAAAAUAGUUGAAGUAUAAGUGUCAAAAAAGUUUUUACUACAUCCUACAAA